AUGAAGAUUUCCGUCGCCGCCGUUCUCUCUUUGGCAGUUCUCGUGCCUACUGCCACGGCAGACUUUGAAGUCUACUGGACGGCAGCCGCCGGAAUCGGUGGGCUUAUCAGAGAUUGGGCUCCCUACGCCAAGGAACCAACUUGCAAUGAGGCCCUUGAUGCAGAGAGAUGGAGCGAACGAGGCGAUGUCAGCGGAAACAAAUUUGGUAUUCGCUGCAAGGGCACGUGUGGUGCCGAUGGUUCAAUCGAUGAGAUGGAGAUGAACUUCAACAAGAACGCGCACUGGACCUUCUACAAGCACCCAAGCAACGAUCUCGUCGACAAGAACGGCAAAAAGAUUGGCAAAUGCUACACCCAGACGGACAAGGGCAAAUAUUUCUGCAAUCAUGGCCCAGGUGUUAUUUUUGGCGGUUUCAAGAGGCUUUACUGCCAGACUUCCAAGACUAUCGACGAUAUCCGAGGAUAG
Fusarium coffeatum is the source of this 465-nucleotide messenger RNA. RefSeq lists its product as uncharacterized. The record is from RefSeq and is a predicted model, not a curated record. The transcript is spliced from 3 exons. The coding region runs from base 1 to 465 and encodes 154 amino acids. Lineage: Eukaryota; Fungi; Ascomycota; Sordariomycetes; Hypocreales; Nectriaceae.